Messenger RNA from Corapipo altera (White-ruffed manakin), 2148 nucleotides. RefSeq names its product uridine-cytidine kinase 1 (gene UCK1). Lineage: Eukaryota; Metazoa; Chordata; Aves; Passeriformes; Pipridae. Bases 25 to 843 code for a protein of 272 amino acids. Gene Ontology annotation, cellular component: cytosol; cytoplasm. The record is from RefSeq and is a predicted model, not a curated record. Gene Ontology annotation, molecular function: kinase activity; ATP binding. The transcript has 7 exons.
GCCCCUCACGGUGCCCGUCCCGCCAUGGCCUCCGCCGGCGGCCCCGACCCGGAGCGGCCGCACCCGAAGCCCUUCCUCAUCGGCGUCAGCGGCGGCACCGCCAGCGGAAAGUCCACAGUGUGCGAGAAGAUCAUGGAGCUGCUGGGGCAGAACGAGGUGGAGCAGCGGCAGCGGAAGGUGCUGAUCCUGAGCCAGGACAGCUUCUACAAGGUGCUGACGGCCGAGCAGCAGGCCAAGGCGCUCAAGGGGCAGUACAACUUCGACCACCCGGAUGCUUUCGAUAACGAUUUGAUGCAUUCAACCCUGAAAAAUAUUGUCGAGGGCAAAACAGUUGAGGUACCAACGUACGACUUCGUGACACAUUCUCGGCUGGCAGAGACCACGGUGGUCUAUCCUGCUGACGUCGUCCUCUUUGAGGGGAUCCUGGUUUUCUACAAUCAGGACAUUCGGGACAUGUUCCACCUCCGCCUCUUUGUGGACACGGACUCGGAUGUGCGGCUGUCCCGCCGAGUUCUGCGAGAUAUGAAACGUGGGAGGGACCUUGAGCAGAUCCUCACCCAGUACACCACCUUUGUCAAGCCUGCCUUUGAGGAGUUCUGCUUACCGACAAAGAAGUAUGCAGAUGUGAUCAUCCCCCGAGGAGUUGACAACAUGGUUGCUAUAAACCUCAUAGUGCAGCACAUUCAGGACAUCCUGAACGGGGACAUCUGCAAGUGGCAGCGAGGGGCGAUGAACGGGCACGGCCGGACCUACAAGCGCCCGUUCCCGGAGCCCACGGAGAGCAGCAGUGUCCUGGCAGCAGGAAAACGCUCCCACCUGGAGUCCAGCAGCCGUCCACACUAACCUGGGUUUGCCUCUGGUCCAGACCAACACUGAAGACAACUUUGGGAAAGGACUUCGACAGAAUGGUUGGUGAAGUGCCCUUUAAAUCAUCCUGGCAGUGGAGGGGAUCCUGGUGUGAACCUUCUCACAGAGGGGAGAGGAUGGAGUUGGCCAUCGGCCCCUCUCCCCUCCAAACCCCUCCCUUUUCUCCCUAAGAUGUCUGGAAUUAUGUUACUUGAUGAACUGGUUAAAGGCAGUGCUACUUGCCUUUUUUUAAUUUUUAAAAUGAGAUCUACUGCUGAAGACCUCCCUGAAAAUUAAACACUAUCAGGUGAUUAGUAAGAUACCCCAUUUCCCUGAUGAUGGGCUUCCUUACCAGGAAAAUUAUCUGCCUCUUGGGUUUUUUUUCCUCUGUCCCUGUUAAUUUUAACAAACAGGUGCAGCCCUUACUCUUCUCCACCUUGUUGGCACCUUGAGUUCUGGCCUUGCUGUGCUGCUGGCCAGCCUGUGGGGGCAGGGGGUUUGACUUGUAGGGGCAUCUCUGCCCUGAGAUAAGGGUGAGACAGAGACUGUCUGGGAGAAAUGGGAACUUGCAGUUCACCAGGGACAGGCCCAAGAAGUUUAUUGUCUCUUGAUUCCUAAUUUAUUCCUUUCUAAGCUCCCAAGUCUAGCUACACUGUAUGAUUAUUUUUUUGUACCCAAACAGUCACCUUUACCACAGUUACUGAAUGUGUGAGCUCCAGCUGGAUUGAGUUGCUCAUGGAAACAGAAACCUGACCUUGUCAGUAUUAGUGUCUUUUAGUGCAUUUCUGUACUGCUGGUUGCAAAUUCUGCUGGGCAGAAUCUGUCCACUUCCAGAGAUGGCUGGUGAGACCAGCAAGGGGGGAAGCUGGGAAUGGCAGGACCCUCCUUCUGCUGGCACAGGCAGCUGCCUGGACAUGUUGUACCCUCAGACAGGGUCAGAGCGCUUGCCUUGCACUCCAGCAGCUUAAACUCAAGAAUGUCUGGUUUUCUAAAACAAGCAGACAAGAAGUAUAAACAGUGACAUCCCAGUUUCUGUAGUUUACCCCAGAUAAGUGAUUACAGUAAAGUGUCUGGAAAAAGAAAACAUCUGAAAUGAAGUGCUGGUUGGGCCUUUGAAAUUGUCCUUGUGAUACUGUUCUUGAGUCUGGACUUACAGUGUAAUUUUAAGAAUGAGGGUGGGAGGGAAAUGUUAUUAAGAGGAACUUUUUCAUAUUUGCUAGUUUUCUAAAACAGCAUCUGGCUGUGUUGGUUGUGGGUGUCUUACUUUGCCUAAUAAACAAAUGAACGAACAGUGAUCAAAAA